CUUCGAUGAAAUCACGAUCAAUGUCGGUACAAAAAUAGUUCCAGUAGUGGUGUGAAGGGGAGUAGUAGGUUCAAUAGGAACCCAAAAAAAUGGACACCUACUAUGAGAAUAUUCAUCUUUUUGAACGGUUGAAACUCUCGAAUAUUCAUAUAAAUUAACAUAUUUGUCUAUAUAAAGCUCCAUUUUACUCCAGUAUCUCCUCGAUGGGAGAGAAUUUCACCAGUGAAUCGCACUCCACACAGUAGGGUUUAAACAAUGCGCUUGCAGAAGCCUUCAAGUACGUUUGUGGCAAACAAGCAGAAGAUCGUUUGUUCGAAGGAGCUAAACUUACAAUUGAAAGCGUCGGUACUGCUCGAGACAAAGUGUUAACUCGAAGUGUGGUGAAAGCGAAGCAAAUUUCUUGAUUUUACUCCCCAUUAUUUGCGGAUUUCCUUCACAGCAGUAGAUGAGUGAAUAAAUACUAGAGCCAAAAAUGGGCUUCAUCGCAGUGACAACAAGAAUACUCAUAUUUAUGAUCGCAGUAACAGUAUUGCCGGGAUUACCUCCCUAUCCAACGUUCCCAUCUAGGCCGUUCAGCGUAAAACCAGCGCGCGACCUUGAGGGAGUGCUAGCGCUCAACCAGUUGUUGAACAAUGCCGAACACCUGCUGGAGAAUAAACUUAUUGCACCGGAAAGCAUACUCGUACGAGGUAACGCCACUUUCGUUUCAACCUAUGGUGGUAAAAUAAUUGAAAUCACAAAUAACGAUCAGCUUCGGAUCGUGGCGAAGUUCGGGAAACCAUGCCGUAGUAGCUAUGACGAGCGUGAGUGUGGCCGACCCCUGGGGAUGGCUUUCGACACACAAGGAAACAACCUCAUCGUGGCGGAACCGUAUUCUGGCAUUUGGCAGAUUCAGAUCAAAACCGGUGCAAAAAUGCUACUUGUCUCCGAAAACACGAUCAUUGAUGGAGGGAAAGUUUCGAGACCCUUGAAGACACCUAACGGGGUGGCGGUGGACAAAAAUGGGGAUAUCUUUUGGUCGGAUACUGUAUCAGAUGUUACCUUUGAUAAUGCUUUGAUUGGACUGCUGAUGAAUCCGUCUGGAAGAUUGUUGCAACACAAUCGUUCCACCGGUAAAAGCCGCGUGCUGAUCGAUGAGGUGUAUGGUGCAAACGGAGUUGCGCUAAGCAAAGACGAAGGUUUCGUUUUGGUUGGUGAACUGGGUGGGCAGCAAAUUCGGCGGUAUUAUUUGAAAGGCCCGAAAGCUGGUACGGAUGACAUCUUCAUCGACGGUCUGCCAGGGGCCGUUGAUAACUUAGUGAGCGAUGAGAGCGGAGUAUGGGUAGCACUUGCGAUUGCCGUGGAUAAGCAAAACCCAUCUCCGCUAGCGUUGUUGGCACCAUACCCAAAUGUUCGAAGGUUUUGUGUUCGGAUGAUGACCAUAUUGGAUUUGUCGUUUGAGUUCAUCUAUGAAAAAACCGGUAGCUUACUGGCACUGCGGAUUUCCAAUUUCAUUGGUAAUCUGUCCAGUCUGAAGGCCUUCAUCUCUGAUCGUGGAAGUAUUCUACGACUGGAUUGGGAGGGCAAUAUAGUGGCGGCGUUGUUCAGCGACGAUGGCUCGGCAAAUCUAAUUUCGCACGCUGUUCAGAGUGGAGACUAUCUUUUGCUCGGGUCACCGAUUCAUCCUUGGAUGGGACGAGUUCGAUUGAGUCAAGAGGUGCUGCAGAUAGUGUCAACAGGUAGUAAAAAUAUGGGAAAGCUGAAGCCGGAAGUGAUCGUUGAUACGAAGAAGCAAAAGUUGAUAUCCAAGCAAGAGCUGUAAUGAAUUAUAGGCAAUUGUGAAUGGGUUGGUUUGGAUGUAUAGUUAUAAAAAGAUCGGCAGUAUGAAAAAGUGUAUCUGAAAGAUUUGUAAGAAAUUUAAUUCACAUCGUAAAUCCUUCAUUUUCCAGGGCUAUUCGUUGUGAACUGGGAUGCAUUUCAUGGGCUUAUUAUGGGGGUUUUCUAGAGUAGAGGCACGAAUUUUGGACGUUUUUUAGCUCUGAACAAAUAAAAUAAAUAAUAUUUUUCUAUCGUU
This is a messenger RNA of Toxorhynchites rutilus septentrionalis, 2053 nucleotides long. RefSeq names its product adipocyte plasma membrane-associated protein Hemomucin-like. Gene Ontology annotation, biological process: biosynthetic process. The record is from RefSeq and is a predicted model, not a curated record. Lineage: Eukaryota; Metazoa; Arthropoda; Insecta; Diptera; Culicidae. The coding region runs from base 473 to 1801 and encodes 442 amino acids. The transcript is spliced from 3 exons. Gene Ontology annotation, molecular function: strictosidine synthase activity.